UGCCAUCGAGGGUCUUCACAAGAAUCUUACUGGGGACCUCGUGUCACUCCCGGAAGGAGAGUUAAUCGACUGUAGCUCGUCUUAUUGGAAUACGGCCUGUCUCGGUGGAUUGAUUGCUAGCGCGUUUGAAUACGUUAUGGAUCACGGGAUCGGCUCGGAAAAGGAUAAUCCGUACAAGCAAGCCUCCAAUCCAAAUUAUUCAACCUGUAGGAGCAAU
Molecule: messenger RNA, 217 nt
Organism: Perkinsus marinus ATCC 50983
Lineage: Eukaryota; Perkinsozoa; Perkinsida; Perkinsidae
Product: cysteine protease, putative
Exons: 2
Biological process (GO): proteolysis
Molecular function (GO): cysteine-type peptidase activity
Source: RefSeq, a predicted model, not a curated record